This is a messenger RNA of Mytilus californianus (California mussel), 2290 nucleotides long. RefSeq lists its product as uncharacterized. The transcript has 7 exons. NCBI's taxonomy places the organism in Eukaryota, Metazoa, Mollusca, Bivalvia, Mytilida, Mytilidae. The coding region runs from base 61 to 1686 and encodes 541 amino acids. The record is from RefSeq and is a predicted model, not a curated record.
GGUAACAACAGUUUGGUCGGGCCUCUACAUCAGAAUAGUAAAUUUAACUUUCAACCCAAGAUGAGAAGACCGGAUGUGUUAGAAAAAGAAGAAAGAGCCUGCGCCGCCAGGAUUUCAUAUCUUAUGCUUGAUACAUUUCCCAAAAUUCUACAGGAGUUUGCCUUAAGCGCCAUCUCUCCAAAACAAUUGAAUCGAUUGUAUGAUAUUAAUAGAACAGAAAUUGAUAAAAGUUUGAUGUUAUCAGAUGAACAAAAAGAAGUCAUGUCAAAUCUGUCGGCAGAGCAAACAUUUCAAACAUGUGAUUUGUCUCUUUUGUAUAAGCUUAUACGUCAUUUCAAACUGGUAAGGAUUCCAACUAAAGGAUGGGGAAAGGAAGUAUCCAAUAUCUUUAAUGCUGGAGACGUUAUUGAAAAACUGCGUAGAAUAAGGAACAGCAUCAUUCAUAGGUCUAAUGCAAAAUAUGGAAAACGUAAAGAAGAUAGAGUAUUUUAUGAAGUGCUUAAUCUUGCCCGAUUUGUUGACAGAGAGUUAAGCAAAACAACAAAUAAAUUUGAAGAUGAAGUUUCAGAAUUGCAAUUAUGGGAUCCCGAGAGCAGUAUAAGGGAAAAGUAUAUAUUAGCCCUUGAAAAAAUAUUAGAACUAGAAGAACUGGGAAUUGUUCGCGUACCAGGCUAUGAAAUAGCAGUAUUCAUGAAAAGUGACCUAAAUCUGAUACCACCGGGUAUAGGAACAGCUGAAGGAGAAACAAACCUUACAGUUUACGUGAAGGCGAAAGGUUUGAACAAUGAGGCAGUAAAACAACGACUAAACGAAAUGAAAGACAAAAUUAACCGAAAUCAAUUUAAGAUACUUUUCCAAAAUGCAGAACAUGGGUCUCUUAUUCUACAUGUUGUGGCAUAUCAUUCGGUUUUGUGUGUGAAAUCCACUAUGGUUGACGAAAUGAAGUCGUUUGUUGAAAGAAUAUUUUCAACUUUCGAUGAGACUUGUGUGCGAGAACGUACAGAACCAGCAGAGAGGCAGUUGGUUUUUAAGCAGCAAAUCAUGUCCGUAGAGUGUAUUUUUGCCAUGUCUGAUCAUAAAGAGGAAGGAACAAAUGAACGAAGAAGACAAAGAGACGAAGAACUGAACGAGGACGUUAAAUGUUGGAAAAAGAUACGCAAGAAAACCCUUCCAAGACUUGAUGACCUGAAAACAGAAUUAUAUAAGGCAAAUGACCAAAUAAGGCUGACAAGAGCAUUUAGAAAUGUAACAACUGGUGCUUCAUUGUUUUUAGGUGUCUUGUCUGCACCCUUCACCGGAGGAGCUUCCCUUGCGGGAGCUGCUCUACUUACAGGUUGCGCUGCUGGUUUUUCCUUUCUUAUUGAGUCAGUCAUUGAGAAACGUGUUCUUAAUAUAAUACAGUCAGGUGUUUAUAGGGAUAAAGAAGUAACGAGUCGUUUACGUCAAAGAGUAACAGCUUUUCGAAGCAUAGAGAGCUCUCCUUUUGCGGAAGAAUUAUUUACAGUUAAUAUUAACACCAUAAUUGGUUUGGCUGAAACCCCACUUUUGUCUUUUAUCAAGAGUUGGGCUGGAAUAGAAAGUAAUUCAUUGUUGCAUGCCAUUCAUAAACUAGAUCAAUACAUGUGUGCUUUAGAAGAGGAACUAAAAACCGUGGAAUAUGUCCAGGGAAAACACUUAAUGUAUUAAAAGACUUAUAAAAGAAGAAAAAGACUAUACAUAUAUUAUAAUCGUGAAGUAAUAUCCGUUUACUAGUUAGGAUCUGCUUGACCUCCCAGAGCACCUGAUACACCCUUAGUGUUUAUUUUGGUUCAUGUUGCUUAGUCUUUAGUUUUAAAUGUAUUGUUUGUCGUUUUUCGUCUUUCAUAUGUAUUUUGCAAUGUCGUUGUUAGUUUCUUUUCGACAUACAAACUUGAACACCCCUGUGUAUUUUGUUUUUUAAUCACAACAAUUAUUCUUUGGAGAUGACAACGCUUGAUUUGAUAUAAUUAUAUCAAAACUAUAAUAUCAACAUCUAACCAUUUCAGCUUUGUCAUCUAUGAUUAUAUUUAUGUAGAUGUAUUGGUAUUAUUCCGUGUAAUGUAAUCCAAGCUUGCAUUUGGAUAACAUCCAUUUUAGGAUUACAAUUAUAUCCACUCUAUAACAAUGGAUCUCAAAUUGAAAACUGUAUGAGAGACUAUGACAUUCUAACACCAUUUUUUUGCAUAUUUUGUAUCGGUCUGUAAUUAUAAAUAUUUGUAAUGUUUGUAGCCUUUAUUUAGGAAUAAAAGUAGAAGUGUUAUUAUUGGCUUUU